AAUUUCAUGAUGGUCACACUAUCUUUGAGUUGUCAAAAAGCGGGAAAUGGAAAUUAGAAAAUGGAAGAAAGACGCAGAAUUGAAAUAUUAUUUACAAAAAUCUAUACAUAGUUAUAUUUAUUAAAUUUAUUAUACUUUUAUGUUCUCUAUAAUUAAGCAAUUUUUUCAACAUGUUUGAAUGGGCCUAUAGUGGUGCUAACAAAGCAGUCCCGAGAAAUGUCGGCCCUGAGUGUGCAUAUUUUCUAUCGCCUGAAAGACAAAUAAUCGAAACAAUAUUGGUAACAGCGACCUGCGUGUAUAUAAUUGUAAAAACGUAUCCUAAGUUGCAAAUUCCGAAAGAGAAUUUCUAUGUAAAAAGUGAUAGAGGUGGAAAAAGAUUACUAGUGAUACUACUAGCUCUACUAUGGGGCAUGGAAAUUGGUUUUAAAUUUGCGUCCCGGACUGUUAUUUAUUUGUUGAAUCCAUGUCACAUAACUACAUUGCUCCAGAUCUAUUUAUUAGCUGCUCCACCCAGCAAGACAGUGACAGUGUUAUUUCGUAUCCAUUUGAACUUGUUAAAUGGUCCACUUUUAGCAUUCCUAUUUCCAGAGACUGCCUCAAGAACAAUUUUAGCAGAAGCUGCAUUAUAUUGGAUACAGCAUGGAAUGAUGUGUGUGAUACCAUAUUACCUGUUAAGGAUUGGUGGUGUAUAUAACAUAGAACCUUUCUGGGAUUUUAAUUGGGCUAUAUUCAGCUAUUGUCUUAAUUUAUUGUAUCACUUCAUUAUUUUACAAAUCAUCGCCAUCCCAGCACAAGUGAAUUUAAACCACAUGCUUUGCCCUGCGAUUUUGGACCCAUUCGACGGACCUUGGUAUCGGAUCGCCGCAGUGAUCCACCAAGCUAUCCUUUGCCCUUUGCUGUGCAAACUAUUUUGCCUUAUUGCAGAUUUUUUUCUCACGAAGUUCCCUCCUACUAAAGUUAAGCCUCACAUGAAAGAUCAUUUACAUGAUAAAAAACUAGAAGAUUAUGUAAACUAAUAAUAUUAAUUAAUGCAAUCGUAACUCACUACUACACUCGUAACCCUGUUGAUACUGGGUUAGCCUUUAUGUUGUGAUAUUUGCGGCUGCAUUUGAGGGCGAAGCAAGCGGCCGCUUGAUGCGUCAAUUUAAUUUGAAAUAUCAGGAAUAAAGGAUGGCAAUAAGGGUUAGAAAUAUUUAGGUUAUAAAUGAAGUGUUAUAGCUUUUAAACCAAAGUAUAUAAAGGCGAAAUAAGUAAAUAAUCUAACUCCGAGGAAGUAUUAGCAUAAUAUAAUUAUACCUACCUGUAGUCAGAAUCUCAGCACAUUGUUUGAUUGUUUUGUCACGUUGUAUGUUUGGUAACCACAAAAUGUAUUAAAAUAUAUUACAAAUAAAUGAAA
Molecule: messenger RNA, 1396 nt
Organism: Bicyclus anynana (squinting bush brown)
Lineage: Eukaryota; Metazoa; Arthropoda; Insecta; Lepidoptera; Nymphalidae
Product: transmembrane protein 164
Exons: 6
Coding region: 171-1016 (281 amino acids)
Source: RefSeq, a predicted model, not a curated record